Hemiscyllium ocellatum (epaulette shark) is the source of this 2143-nucleotide messenger RNA. It is a transcript of the gene trmt2a, whose product is annotated as tRNA methyltransferase 2 homolog A. Gene Ontology annotation, biological process: RNA processing. The record is from RefSeq and is a predicted model, not a curated record. The coding region runs from base 109 to 1890 and encodes 593 amino acids. Lineage: Eukaryota; Metazoa; Chordata; Chondrichthyes; Orectolobiformes; Hemiscylliidae. Gene Ontology annotation, molecular function: RNA methyltransferase activity; RNA binding. The transcript is spliced from 12 exons.
GCUUCCUUUCCCCCUCUCACCCAAACACGUAGCUUUGACAAAAUGGCGCCGUCCCGCAGGUGUUCUCUGCUCAAUCUUUAGAGAAUCGGUUGCGAAUUUGGAAAAACAAUGGCAGAAGAAGGAACCAGCAUUUCUCCUGGAGACCUUCAAAAAAAAAUUAAUGAGACAUCCACGCCGGAGGAAAAUGAGGAUUCCUGCAUCUCAGAUGAAACUCAGGUGAAUGGAAAUGAGCUUGAGGCUGAUGUGUAUCGCUAUAUUAAAGAUGAUCUUUUUACAUCUGAGAUUUACAAGAUUGAAAUACAGAACCUCCCAAAAUUUGUAAGUUUCAGUGAUUUAAGAAAAUUUCUCAGCAGGAAUAACUUAGUUCCUCACAAAAUCAAACUCUUUGGAAAGCGGCCUUUUGCAUUUGUGACUUUUAAAGAGGAGCAAGAACGCGAUCGAGCAAUGGAGGUCCUUCAGGGACAAGUUUGGAAAAAUAGGAAUUUGCAUGUCCGAUUAGCAAAACCAAAAGCUGAUCCUAUUGCCAAGAAACGAAAGCAGGAAGGCAUUGAGAAUGAUAAUCAUGAACAAAAACGUACUGCUCCAGUGGAUGUUUUGGACAGACCUUUAAGUGAACAAAUUGCUGAUGUGGUGACACCCCUUUGGAACAUUCCAUAUGAAGAACAGCUGAAAAAGAAAGAGCAAAAUGUCUUACAAGUGUUGGCAUUGUUAACUACAGAAAUAGGCACUCAUAAUCGAGCCUUUGUGCCAUGGGUAUUUCAACAGAAAAAGAUGUUUGGUGGAACCUGUUGUCCAUUGGAGGGAGUGAAGCCGUCACCACUGCAGACUGAAUACCGUAACAAGUGCGAAUUUCUAAUUGGCGUUGGAGCAAAUGGAGAAGAUAAAACUAUAGGAUGUCGUUUGGGUAAAUACAAGGGAGGAUCGUGUGCAGUUGUAGAACCAUUUGAUACUGUUCAUAUUCCAGCCAAAGCAAAGGAGGUUGUGAAGGCAUUUCAGAACUACAUAAGGUUAUCUCCUUAUUCUGUGUAUUGCCCAGAAACGUAUGAAGGUCACUGGAAGCAGUUGACUGUACGCAUUACUAGAGCCAAGCAUAUCAUGGCUAUAAUCUACUUCAAUCCUCAGAAACUAACUAAACCAAAACUACAAGAACUGCAAGGUGAAUUAGCCAAAUAUUUCACAGAAGGCGAUGGGAAGGAUUGUGGAGUAACCUCGCUCUAUUUUGCUGAAGAAGGUCAAAGAAAAUCUCCCAACUUGGAAGACUUGCCUUUGGACCAUGUGACUGGAGAGAAGUACAUAUACGAAGAGCUCCUUGGACUUAAAUUCAGGAUUUCUCCUCAUGCAUUUUUUCAGGUGAACACUCAGGCUGCCGAAGUACUUUAUUCAGCAGUUGGAGACUGGGCCAAUCUGGACCAAGAUAGUGUAGUGUUGGAUGUUUGCUGUGGCACUGGCACUAUUGGGCUUUCCCUUGCAAAGAGAGUGAAGAAAGUUAUUGGAAUUGAAAUGUGCCAGGAAGCUAUUGAAGACGCUAAAGUGAAUGCAGAGUUAAAUGGUCUGUCCAACGUGGAAUUCUUGUGUGGAAAAGCUGAAGAUCUCUUUCCCACUGUAAUCAAUUCUUUAACAUCACAGAACUUAGUUGCUGUUGUAGACCCACCUCGGGCAGGACUUCAUUCCCGAGUUGUAUUAGCAAUAAGAAGAGCAGAGCAUCUGAAAAGUCUGAUCUAUGUUGCUUGUAAUGCUCGAGCAGCUAUGAACAAUUUUGUGGACCUUUGUCGUGCCCCAUCUCAUCGAGUGAAGGGAUCUCCAUUUCGUCCAGUUAAAGCUAUGGCUGUCGAUCUCUUCCCACAUACAAUGUACUAUGAACUGUUAAUAUUGUUUCAGAGAGUGGAGUAAGCUCAGAUUCUUCAAAGAUUGAACCGUUAGGAACACAGCUGGGACUAAACUUAUUACAGAUAUUAUGGAAAACAAAUAUUGGGAUUAACCAGAAAUGCUACCUUGAGCUAGUUCAGCAUGUAACUAUUAUUUGUGUAUGAUGUUGGCAUACAGUUUUUCUUUCUGCAUAGUGUUUGUAAUUUGUGUUUUAACCAAGUCAGCAUUAUAAUGACCUUUAAUGAGCAAAAUUAAGAGUUUGAUUUGAAUAGUACCA